Messenger RNA from Zalophus californianus (California sea lion), 1147 nucleotides. Its product is annotated as RNA polymerase II subunit A C-terminal domain phosphatase SSU72-like. Gene Ontology annotation, biological process: termination of RNA polymerase II transcription. Gene Ontology annotation, molecular function: RNA polymerase II CTD heptapeptide repeat phosphatase activity. Lineage: Eukaryota; Metazoa; Chordata; Mammalia; Carnivora; Otariidae. Gene Ontology annotation, cellular component: mRNA cleavage and polyadenylation specificity factor complex; nucleus. The transcript has a single exon. The record is from RefSeq and is a predicted model, not a curated record. The coding region runs from base 113 to 709 and encodes 198 amino acids.
CGGGGACGCCACCUCCUUGGUGUCGUGACUUUCGGACGCCACAGUCGCCAUUUUGCUUGCAAAAAGCACUACUGUUAGGUGGGAGUUGGGGAUCAGUCGUGUCACAGUUGGUAUGGCUACCGCUGAUUCAACGCAGAUGCUGCGAGUGGCGGUGGUAUGCUCGAGCAACCAGAACCGGAGCAUGGAGGCGCACAACAUCCUCAAUAAAAGGGGGUUCCGUGUCCGUUCCUUUGGAACGGGAACCCACGUGAAGCUCCCGGGACCAGCACCCGACAAGCCAAAUGUUUAUGAUUUUAAAACUACCUACGACCAGAUGUACAAGGAUCUCAUUCGGAAGGAUAAAGAUCUCUACACGCAGAAUGGCAUUUUACAUAUGCUGGAUAGAAAUAAGAGGAUCAAGCCCCGCCCGGAAAGGUUCCAGAAUUGUAAGGAUGUUUUCGAUCUGAUCCUUACCUGCGAAGAGAGAGUGUACGAUCAGGUGGUGGAAGAGAUGACUUCGAGAGAGCAAGAAACCUGCCAGCCGGUGCAUGUGAUCAACGUGGAUAUCCAAGACAACCUUGAAGAAGCCACCCUGGGGGCAUUCCUCAUCUGUGAGCUGUGCCAGUGCCUUCAACACACUGACGACAUGGAUAACGACAUCGACGAGCUGCUGCAGGAGUUCGAAGAAAAGAGCGGCAAAGCCUUCCUGCACACGGUCUGCUUCUACUAACCGGCCUGACCUGGCCUGGCUUUGGGCCCACCGCCCACCCUCAAGAAGCCAUCUUUCUGAGCUUCCUUUUGUUAGUACGUUGAACCUCCUGAUGUUUGACUUUACUUAUAGGUACUCUCCUGGCGGCGGGUGGCUAGUAUACGCAAUAAAUUGUAGUUACUAAAUGAGAAGAUACACAGCAACGCCAGAUUAAAAACUGAAGUUUUUUUUUUCCGCCCACUUUUACUUGUGAGGGGGAUGGUGAUUAUAAAGUUUUUUUUUCUUUAAUCCCGCCCCCCAAAAAAACAAUGGUUCGUAGUACAUUUAUCCCGUAUUAACUAUGGUUUUCACUGUGGUUCCUUCCCCUUCCCCCCAACUUUCUGAAAGGUACAAGUAACCUGAAUAAAGUAAUGGGUUUUAUCUUAUUAGAAAAGAACUUGCAAUUGUCUAGUAAAUAUA